Zophobas morio is the source of this 1448-nucleotide messenger RNA. RefSeq names its product type 1 phosphatidylinositol 4,5-bisphosphate 4-phosphatase. The transcript is spliced from 4 exons. Lineage: Eukaryota; Metazoa; Arthropoda; Insecta; Coleoptera; Tenebrionidae. Gene Ontology annotation, biological process: phosphatidylinositol dephosphorylation. Gene Ontology annotation, cellular component: phagocytic vesicle membrane; late endosome membrane; plasma membrane. The record is from RefSeq and is a predicted model, not a curated record. Gene Ontology annotation, molecular function: phosphatidylinositol-4,5-bisphosphate 4-phosphatase activity. The coding region runs from base 109 to 873 and encodes 254 amino acids.
CGACACUCCCUGUCGUUAAAUUCCCCAACUUUUAGCAGAAAAAUUUUAUGGUGCCGGAGAACUGUCAAAGUUCGUUUUUAUUUUGUCAAUUGUGCCAUUGUUCAGAAAAUGAACGAAAAUAGUGGCAUGUAUGAAGGACAAGACGGUGAAAAGCAGCCUCUGCUCGCUACUGAGCCAACAACUUACAAUGGGGAAGCAGGAGUGGGACAACAAGCUACUGUGUCUCCAAUUGGACCAGAUGAGUUACCUCCCCCUUUUUAUCAAGCAUCGGAAAGUGGAGGAGUCCCAAUGGUAACAUGCCGAGUAUGUCAGGCAAUGGUUGAUAUUUCUGGUAAACGAGACCAGCAUGUGGUCAAAUGUGGACAAUGCAAUGAAGCUACGCCAAUUAGAAAUGCGCCCCCUGGCAAAAAAUAUGUGCGAUGCCCAUGUAAUUGCCUCUUAAUAUGUAAGAGCUCAUCCCAAAGGAUUGCUUGUCCGCGACCAAAUUGUAAAAGGAUUAUUAACUUGGCCCCCAGUCCUGUUACACCACCUGUACCUUCGAUGCCCGGCAUGUGCCGAGUAACCUGUGGACAUUGUCAUGACACUUUUCUAUUUAAUACGCUAAACAAUGCUUUAGCACGUUGCCCCCAUUGUCGAAAAGUGUCAUCUGUUGGACCUGAUUAUGCAAGGGGCAGAGGUAACAUAUUUUUCAUUUUAGCGGUGAUUUUUUUAUGCAUCGGAAUAGGAACAACUGUGGGUACUUAUGUAUAUGCAAGGUCUCAUAACGGAAUUUAUGUUUUAUAUGUUGGAGCUUUUAUAUUAGCAAUAGUUAUGCUCCUUCGUAGUAUGUAUUAUUGCUUUAUGAAAGUCAGUAUCAUAGAAGGUCCAAUGUAAAAAGAUGUAAAUGUGUUACUGAGAGGUAUGCAUGUUGGUUAUUAUAUCCUUAACAAGUAAAUUGCUUUAUCUUUUGCAUAGAAGCAAUAGGACUGGAUUUUCUGCACAAUUCACAGCAAACUACAUUAUUUGGGAGUGCUGUGUGUGAUUUUUAAAUAAAGUGAUUUGUGAUUGUUACAUGUAACAUGCAUAUUUCAUCAGUUAAUUAAUGUAGGAAAAUAGCUCCUCUAGUGAUAAAACCUCUUUUUUUUACUUUCCUUUAGAAGUAGGACAAACCUGAAAAUACAAUAAAAUAUCUAUUAUAAUCGUCAAAUAUCGAUAUCAGCAGCUUGUUUCUGUAAUUUCAAAAGUCUUAUAAAAUAUUUGAAAAUAUUUAUUCAUUUGUUGUUUGUUACUAUUAAUUACUACAUUCCCGAUGGACUAACUUUUUUUGAUAAUCAUGAUUGUGUAUAUAAUACUAUAAGUUGGUUGUAUUAUAAUUAUUUUAAAUCUGUAUGUAAAAUUCUUUAUCGUAAAUAUUAUACAGACUGUAUGAGUAAAGGCGAGUGAUAUGAAAUAAAAUAUUUUUAAACUUU